GGUUAGAGUCUACGUGGUGAGGUUUGGAACCGUCAAUCCGGUUGUGCACUUAUCAACGUGGUUGAGACCCGUAGUGGGAAGAGCACUAGCCCCUACACCUAGGAGCAACAAGAGAAGAUGGCCGCCUUAAUGAGAGAGAACAAGGAGAGGAAAGAGCUCCUGAAACAGGCGAAGUUAAAAGCAAUCGCAGAGGAGCAGGCGGCGAAGAUGAAGAAGUUGGAAGAAGAGAUGGAGGAGAAGAAAAAGGGUGCCGAGGUACUAGCAGCAGCAGAAGCAGAAGAGGAGAGAAAAUGCAGGGAAGUAAAAGGGGAGAGUAGUGGCACGGCAAAUGAGGAUGCAGCAAUGGAGAAGAAAAUCAGUGAGUGGAUUGUUAAUUUAUCGUUGGGGGAAGAUGAGGAGGCACAGUUCUAUGUGCCACAGGAUGAGAGGGAUGCGUUAGCCAGUACGCUAGCAACAAUCGAGGACCCUCUGGAACGGCAAGAAGCAGAGGAGGAGAAGAAGUUGGAGUGGAAACUGAGGAUGAAGAGAGAGAAGAAGAGUAGGAGGGACGAAGUUAAUAGGUUGACCGCGGAGGUGGCAAAGGUCUUGGAGAAGCUAAGAGAGGCUAACUUCAAGAUCAACCCAAAGAAGUGCGAGUGGGCCAAGACACAAGUUUUGUACUUGGGCCACGUGUUGGACGGAGAUGGCAUUAAGCCAGAGGACAGCAAGAUAGCGGCAAUUAGAGACUGGCCGACGCCCCGCACGUUGACUGAAUUGCGGUCGUUCCUAGGCCUAGCUAACUACUAUAGGAAGUUCGUGAGGAACUUCUCUACUAUCGUCGCUCCUUUGCGCAGGUUGCUUAAGAAAGAGGCAAUCUGGCAAUGGGAUAAAGACUGUACGUCUGCGCUAAAGAAACUGAAGCUCGCGUUAAUAGAGUAUCCUGUCCUCAAAGUCGCAGAUCCGUCCUUGCCAUUUGUCGUCACCACGGACGCAAGUCAGUAUGGUAUAGGCGCCGUGUUGCAGCAAGACGACGGCAAUGGCUAUAGACCCGUAGAGUUCAUGUCAGCAAGGAUGCCCUCAGAGAAGGUAGCCACCUCGACGUACGAGAGAGAACUCUACGCUCUCAGGCAGGCCUUAGAGCACUGGAAGCAUUACCUACUUGGGAGGCACUUCAAAGUAUACUCAGACCACGAAACGCUUAGAUGGUUAAAGACCCAGACCAAAAUGACACCUAAGUUGACUAGGUGGGCCGCGAAGAUAGACCAAUAUGACUUCGAGCUCAAGCCAGUAAAGGGCAAGUACAACGUAGUUGCGGAUGCUCUGAGUAGGAGAUCAGACUACUUUGGAGCUAUAGUGCACUAUCUAGAUAUAGGGAAGGAUCUGCAAGAGAAAAUUAGACAGGCGUAUCCGCAGGACCCUAUCUAUAGCGACCUCCUCAAGAGAGUUGAGGAGGCCCCUGAGACCGAACCACACUACCGCACUACAGAAGGAUUAUUGUUUGAGAAGACUAAUGUAGUAGAUCGGCUGUGCAUUCCCAACAGUGAGGAGAUCCGUAGUCUGAUCCUAGGGGAAUGCCACGACAGAGAGGGACACUUUGGUUGGCAAAGAACUUUAGCCAAUCUGAUGCGUGCAUAUACCUGGCUAGGAAUGAAAGCUGACUACAUAGAGUACCUCGAAGACGAAGCUGGAGCCAUGGCACUGCAGACCUGGUUGACCCACCUGGCAACCUCCCACGGCGUCGACGUACCGGACCUCAAGGACAAGAUCACAUGGGAAGAAUUGACACGGCUGUGGAAGAAGCGGUUCAUCGUCGACGACGCGCCGGCACUCGCCAUCAACCGUUUGUUCACCAUGUCACAGGGCAACACUGCAACACGGGAUUGGCUCACAGAGUGGCAGAAGAUUGCGGCAGUGCCCAAUCUGGACCUGCCUUUCACUCAUCUUAGGCGUGAGUUCUACAACAGGUCUUGUGCUGCAUUGAGCCAGGCUCUUGGUGAUCGCGAGCAGUACGCCACCUUCGCCGAGAUUAUCAACAAGGCGCGAGAGAUCAUCAAGACCAACAGGUCAGCUGCACACGAGAAAUCAGCUUGGCAGCCGACCUAUGUGGAGAAGGCACGAAAUGGUCCGCAACAGCAGCACUUCGCUGCAGUCCAGUCGGACAGUGGAGAUAACCCAGCAGCCACUCCAGCAUCAAGUGACGGAGAUCAGGUGGCUGCUGUCCAGCCACGAAGCAACAACAAGUCCUGCAACAAUGGGAAGGCGAAAUCCGCAUCGCAGGCAGGAAAUGGACAGCCGGUACAAGUUCCAUGGGUCAAGUUCGGCUUGACCGAGGCGGAGUACAAAGUCCGCGGCCACUACGGCAGCUGCUAUUGGUGCAACAGCACCAAGCACAAGACCUCCCUGUGCCAGGAUCAGGGCAAGGAGGAUGUGCGCCCCCACCUCGACUCGGGAAACUGAGCUUCGCGGAUGGUGAGGCGACUCCACCUUCCACUCCGCCAGAUUCGGCCGC
This is a messenger RNA of Chara braunii, 2488 nucleotides long. The record is from the annotation of a GenBank genome assembly. Lineage: Eukaryota; Viridiplantae; Streptophyta; Charophyceae; Charales; Characeae.